GGUUCACGGGUAGUUCAGGUCCACGUUGGAAUUUGCCCAUCUAAAACCUCAAUCUUUUACUGAAAAGUCUCAACUUUGAACUCACUCGAAGUGAUGAUGGAGUCACACGUGGAUCUAGGUUUUCUCCUUCAAGCUCUCACUCCAUCUUGGAACUCCGUUCCUUUGCUUGUGGGGUUCUUCACUUACUUGGCCGUUGCUGGAUCCAUUCUCCCUGGAAAACUUGUUCCUGGCGUUGCACUACUCGAUGGGACUCGUCUACACUAUCGCUGCAAUGGUCUGCUCUCGCUUCUUCUGUUGGUUGCACUUCUCGGGAUCGGUGCCAAGAUGGGUUUUGUGUCUCCCACUGCCAUAUCAGACAGAGGACUUGAGCUGCUGUCCACGACUUUUGCCUUCAGUUUUCUUGUAACCCUGAUAUUGCAUUUUUCCGGUUGCAAGUCACAAAGUAAAGGUUCAUCACUAAAGCCUCAUCUCAGUGGAAACCUGAUACACGAUUGGUGGUUUGGUAUACAACUAAAUCCACAGUUCAUGGGUAUUGACCUCAAAUUUUUCUUUGUUAGAGCUGGAAUGAUGGGAUGGCUACUUAUCAAUUUAUCUAUUCUUAUGAAGAGCAUUCAAGAUGGUACUUUGAGCCAGUCAAUGAUUCUCUACCAGCUAUUCUGUGCACUAUACAUCCUGGACUAUUUUGUACAUGAAGAGUACAUGACAUCCACCUGGGACAUAAUUGCAGAGAGACUGGGCUUCAUGUUGGUCUUUGGAGAUUUAGUGUGGAUUCCUUUCUCUUUCAGCAUACAGGGAUGGUGGCUCUUGAUGAACAGUGUGGAGUUAACACCAGCUGCCAUUGUAGCUAAUUGCUUUGUGUUCCUGAUUGGAUACAUGGUAUUUCGAGGAGCAAACAAGCAAAAGCAUGUGUUCAAAAAGAAUCCAAAGGCUCCUAUCUGGGGUAAGCCUCCAAAAGUCAUUGGUGGAAAGCUACUUGCUUCUGGUUAUUGGGGUAUUGCUAGACACUGUAAUUACCUAGGGGAUUUGAUGCUUGCUCUCUCCUUCAGCUUACCAUGUGGGAUAAGUUCACCAAUUCCAUACUUCUAUCCAAUUUAUCUUCUUAUUCUGUUAAUCUGGAGAGAGAGAAGGGAUGAAGCUCGUUGCGCCGAGAAGUAUAGAGAGAUAUGGGCCGAGUAUCGUAAACUUGUUCCAUGGAGAAUAUUGCCUUACGUUUAUUAGGAUGAAAAAAAAAGGGCUUCACCAUGAAUUCUUCAUCUUGCCGAUGUUAUUAAGCACUUCGAUGUAAAUUGGUUCUUGUUCUUGUGGUUUCAAUCUUGGAUCUUUUCUUAUUGAACCAUGUAGCUGCAAGAGAGUGUUUCGAGGGAUUUAUCUUACCAUCUCUAUUUGUGUAUCAUUAUGCUGCAGCCUGCAGGCCUUCAUUUUUCAAUGGCCAACUCUUUUUGACUUGUUCUAUUUGUUUUUAGAUGAGAAUUUCAUGGUCAAAGCUCCUAGGCUUAAAAAAACAGUGUAAUGUUCUAUGGGAAGUGCAGGAAGCAAUUCGGGGACUGCAGGAAGCAAUUGCCUUUACAUUGAUAUGCUCAAUGGUACUUUAGGCCCUUUAAUGUUCUUGCUUUUCAUUUGUGAGAGUUAUUAUUGGCCCCA
Glycine soja is the source of this 1641-nucleotide messenger RNA. Its product is annotated as delta(14)-sterol reductase. Gene Ontology annotation, molecular function: Delta14-sterol reductase activity. NCBI's taxonomy places the organism in Eukaryota, Viridiplantae, Streptophyta, Magnoliopsida, Fabales, Fabaceae. The record is from RefSeq and is a predicted model, not a curated record. Gene Ontology annotation, cellular component: endoplasmic reticulum membrane. Gene Ontology annotation, biological process: sterol biosynthetic process. Bases 94 to 1218 code for a protein of 374 amino acids. The transcript has 13 exons.